This is a messenger RNA of Helobdella robusta, 1419 nucleotides long. RefSeq lists its product as hypothetical. The record is from RefSeq and is a predicted model, not a curated record. Gene Ontology annotation, cellular component: membrane. The transcript is spliced from 7 exons. Bases 1 to 1419 code for a protein of 472 amino acids. Gene Ontology annotation, molecular function: G protein-coupled receptor activity. Gene Ontology annotation, biological process: G protein-coupled receptor signaling pathway. Lineage: Eukaryota; Metazoa; Annelida; Clitellata; Rhynchobdellida; Glossiphoniidae.
AUGACGGUCACGAAAAAACCAAACUACACCAACAACAACUACGACAACAUCGAAGCCACAACACUCGAUUUAGACAGUAAAUAUUCUCUAGAAGCGGAAAUCAUCCAACUUUACUGGAAUCGUGGCAUCCCAUUUAGCAUCUUAACUGCAUUGGGCAUCAUCUUUAACGUUGUCAGCUUCAUCGCUAUAGUCAGAAUCCGAGGACCAAAAACCGUCUACAAUGUCUUUCUGGCGAAUCUGGCUAUGGCAGAUGCAGUAGGUGCCGUGUUGUUGUGGACGUUUCACAACUCUCUCCUUAUAUUUCCAUCCUUUGAAGAGGAGUAUGAUCAGGAAGGCGAUGGAGUUGUCAGUCUUAAGAUCUGCUUGUUUAAACGCUCCUCAAUGAAUUUUGAAAACAGAUGGGUCUUGAGAUCCGCUCUGAACUUCGCAAGUGAUGGAGAAGUAGUCAGAGAAUUCAUCGCCAUCUGUUAUCCCCUCCUUGCACAAACUCGUCUCAUUCCAGAGAAAGCUUGGGCGGUUGUGUUGAUGACGUGGCUUGUGGCUUUUGUGGUGGCCACUACACCUGCUCUCACUAUCGGAAUAUUGGCUGGUGUUAAUGGUUGCACGCUGUACAAGGACAGGACGAACCUUCCCGUUGAAAUCAGCGUCUGUCUUUUGGCCGGGCUUGUACUUGUGGUUGUUGUGCUCUACGCCAGAAUUUACGCCGAGGUGGUCCGAUGUAGAAAACGUACCCUCAUGCUUUCCAGCUCUCCGACUAGAAGAUGCGAACUUGAAAAAGUGAUGACGUCAUCACCAUCGUUUCAUCAGCAGCAGCAUUACCAACACCAACCUGCCAACAGAAUAACACUUCCCAACAACGUCAGUGACAGGAUGUUCAGCAGGAAGCAGUUCACGCUGCUACCACAUCGGCAGCAGAAGUCUUCAUCAUUGUCGACAGCAGCGACAGGACAGUUCCAGCCGACCAGGCAUCGACCUCAGCGCCACCACAACACCUCAUCCGAGCACAACUACAAGGCGUUCCUCACCACCUUGAUCCUCGCUGGAGCCCUUCUCCUCUUCUGGCUGCCCUACCUCAUCAUCAGCUCCAUCAACACCAACUACGCCACAGAAUUUUUAUUCAAAUUGAAAUUUUUCGUCUUCGACAUCCUGCCGAUGUUGACGUACUUGAGUGACCCAAUCAUAUACGGCGUUCGUAUCAGGAGCGUGCGUCUCAGCUAUAGGAGAGUGUUUGGACCGAUCAUGUCAAAGAUCUGUUGCUGUUGGAAGUUCAUCCGACAUUGCAGGAGAAAAACUGGCAGGAGAAAUUACGUGGUCACUAAAAAUGGACUCAGUGAAAUGAAUGCCAGCGGGAAGGCGAGGAAUGGGAACGAGACGAGCAUCAAGAUGACCAGUAUACAGGAUCUCAGUGUCUGCCAGUAG